Penaeus monodon (black tiger shrimp) is the source of this 2350-nucleotide messenger RNA. RefSeq names its product splicing factor U2af 38 kDa subunit-like. Gene Ontology annotation, cellular component: U2AF complex; spliceosomal complex. Bases 104 to 826 code for a protein of 240 amino acids. Gene Ontology annotation, molecular function: pre-mRNA 3'-splice site binding; metal ion binding. The transcript is spliced from 3 exons. NCBI's taxonomy places the organism in Eukaryota, Metazoa, Arthropoda, Malacostraca, Decapoda, Penaeidae. Gene Ontology annotation, biological process: mRNA splicing, via spliceosome. The record is from RefSeq and is a predicted model, not a curated record.
GGACUUGGCUUUACAAUCGGCGAGAAAAGGGACGCUUGUAUUGAGGCCGAGAUAUUUUCUCUCGUUUCUCGUCUCUUAGAGACACGAAGAGAUUGCAGGCACCAUGUCUAUGUCUGGUGCUGAAUACUUGGCCUCCAUCUAUGGCACAGAGAAGGAUAAGGUCAACUGUUCAUUUUACAUCAAGACUGGAGCUUGCCGUCACAGUGAAAGAUGUUCCAGAAAACACAACAAACCGCAGUACAGCCAAACAGUGGUGAUGCAGAACAUGUAUGUGAGCCAGCAGAACUCGGCCAAGUCAGCUGAUGGAUCUCACUUGGCCAACAUGAGUGACCAUGAGAUCCAGGAACAGUUUGAGUAUUUCUUUGAGGACGUGUUCUUCGAAUGUGAGGACAAGUAUGGAGAGAUUGAGGAGAUGUGCGUGUGCGAUAAUCAGUGUGACCACCUGAGAGGCAAUGUGUACAUCAAGUUCCGGCGGGAGGAAGAUGCAGUUAAGGCAGCAGAGGACCUCAACAACCGCUGGUACAUGUUCCGACCUAUCUACUGUGACCUGUGUCCUGUGGCUGAUUUCCGUGAAGCCUGCUGCCGCCAGUUUGAAAUGGGCCAGUGUGGUAAGGGUGGAUUCUGCAACUUCUGGCAUGUCAAGCCCAUUUCACACCACCUCAAGAACUUAUUGGCACGUUCCUCCAGGUCCCGUUACAGGUACCGGUCCAGGUCACGCUCCAGGUCUCGUGACAGGCAUGACAAGCACGGCCCUGAGAAACACAGGAGGAGGUCUCGCUCACGCUCUCGUGACCGUGACCGUCGAGACCGCAGAGGCAGAUACUGAGGGGCCUCCAGUGAUGUCUUUUAAUAUUCAUGCUGUUGUUUGCCUCUUGGUCCCCCCCCCCCCCCAUUUCUUUUCUUUUCUUUCCCUCUCUUUUUCCAAGUACUAUCUAUAGUAUUGGAAUUUAAGGUAGUUUUUUAUUAUUAUUAUUAUUUUCUGUUUUGAAACUUGUAUUUCUUAGGGGGCAAGAAAUUAAAGUAAACCUUCAGUAAUUUUAGAAUGCCAGUUUCAUUUCAUCGUUGAUUGUGUUAAAAUGGAGAAUGUUACAUAAUCAUGAUAGUAUCAGUCAUUGGACGCGAGGCUACACGUCCCGUCAGUCUGAGACACUUGUUUUAUAAAGAACUUUUUUUCACGUGUAGAACCUAAAAGUAUAAAAUGAAGACUUUUUGUAUUAUAAGUUUAGAAGGUAGGAUUGUGUAGAGUAUAAAGUGAUGUUGAACUACAGAACAAUAGUACAAUGGAUCCUGAAUUUCCAGUGUGGAUUUUAUCGUGGAUUUUUUUUUUAUUAUUAUUGCUAGGCUCAUCUUUUUAAUAUUACCAUCAACAAAUAUAUUUGUAACAAUGUUAGAAUCAUCAUAAUUUCACUCAAAAAAAAGUGAAAAUUAUAUAGCUGACAUGGGGAAACUUUUGUUUCUAAUGUUUGACCAACAAUGUUUUAUCAGGAAUUGACAUUGUUGUUAUUAUUAUUAUUAUUAUUAUUAUUAUUAUUAUUAUUAUUAUUACUUUUUUUUUACUUUUGAAUAUUACCACUGCUACUAAUAAAGAGGAUAAACAUAGGAGUCAAAGAUGCCUAGCUGCCCUUAGGGAAUCCUACUUUGUUUGGGAAAAUGCAAAACAAUGGUAUGUUUGGUUACCAUUAAAUUGCCAAUACAUAUUCCUCCAUUCUUAUACCUAGAAUGUGCAAAGGUUGCAAUGCACAGAAUAGCCUUAGCAUACAGUGCUUUGUGUGACUGGCUGUCUUAAAGGUGAUAUCUAGAGUCUGCUAGAAUAAUAUGUUGAAAAUAUUAACUCAGAUUUUUUUUUUUUUUUUUUUUUUUUUUUUUUUUUUUUUUUUUAUGAAGAAAAGAGGUAAAUAUAAAGUUCAGCCAAUGCAAAAAAUAUAUACAUAUUUAUAUCUUCUAACCAGGAAGAGAAUACAUAGUGAAAACCAUAAUUCUAAUUUUUGUACAUGUAAGUUAAUGCCAAGUCUUGGAAUUGUACACAUGGAUCAUGUGCUCUGUAUUGGGACAAUCUGCAAACCACUAAUUGUAAACAAAGUAGAAAAGCUGCCCGGGAAGUGGUUUUGAGAAUUGGGCCAACCCAGGAGGAUGGCCAUGUUUAUUUAGCAAGGUGUACUUUUCUUUGCUGAUAAGGAAAAGAUUCAGAUGAUCAAUAUUUUUUACUUAAUUUACUUUUUUUUUGUAUACAAGUCUUUAUUGAAUGUGUGACAAAGGGCUGUAGAAUGUGUUUUUGUGAGUUGUUUUUUCUUUUUGCCUAACAUUUUCCAAAUAAAAUAUUUUAAAUCCUAAAAUACAGCUGCCACGAAUC